AUGCGCACACCACAAAUCUUCUACCCAUUCGGUUCAGCAGCAGCAGACUCAAUAAAUCCUGCUUCUGAUGACGGAAGCUCCUCUGUUAUUACACUGUUGAGUCCCUUUCUGUUCUUUGGACGAACAUACCAGCGGAUUUAUGUUAAUAAUAAUGGAGACCUCACAUUCAGCCAGGCUUUUUCACAAUAUGUUCCCUACUCAUUUCCUGCUAAUGGAAGUCAAGAUAUAAUUGCUGGACUCUGGACUGACCUUAAUAACGGAGUAACUGGAGUCAUCUCUUAUCAUCAAUACACUACUGGAAGUGUUCUCACUCGCGCCACUCAGGAUAUAAACACUUAUUUCCCAAAUCUGCCCUUCACUGCUUCUUGGGUUUUUGUUGCAACAUGGGAUAAAGUACCUUACCUCUCCUCUACAGAAACAUCUUUUCAAGUGGUUUUAAUUUCAGGCAGUAAUUAUUCAUUUAUUUUGAUGAAUUAUGGAAAUAUUGCUGCAACAGGACGUUCAGUGGAGGCUGGUUAUGACACAAUAAGCUCCACAAACUACUUUGUGAUUCCUGAAUCAAACAGUGGGAGCUCUGUCUCACACCUCAACACCUCCAGUAAUAUCAAUGUUCCAGGCCGAUGGGUCUUCAGGGUCGACGGUGGACCAAAAAACAGCAUUGUGAGAGUCAAUGUUGUUGGAAUUCAUGUGAGAUUUGAAUCAGUUUUAAACCCCACAGAGAGUGGAAACGCUGAAAUCAUUAUACAGCAAAUCAAACAGGAGCUGUGCAAGAGAGGACUGCCAAGUGAUGUAAACCUGACCUUUAGAAAAGUGCAAAAGAUCAAUCCAUAAUGUCAGUA
Molecule: messenger RNA, 839 nt
Organism: Danio aesculapii
Lineage: Eukaryota; Metazoa; Chordata; Actinopteri; Cypriniformes; Danionidae
Product: sushi, nidogen and EGF-like domain-containing protein 1
Exons: 7
Coding region: 1-831 (276 amino acids)
Biological process (GO): cell-matrix adhesion
Source: RefSeq, a predicted model, not a curated record